AUGCCGCCGAUUGUUCGAAAGAAGAAGCCGGGGGGAGGAGGUCUUGGCGCAGUCAGGCUGAGCUCCAAGCCUCUCGCGACGUGGUCAGAUGCAUCGGGAGCGACAGACGCGUCCAUUGGAUUCGCACAUCAAGACCCUCCUGCUCCUUCCGCGCAGCUCGAAUCUCCUCAGUCCGUACCUCGCGGAUCUCACGCUGCGUCGCACGCUCUGCCUGCUGCGAUCGAUGGCAGUCAAGCGACCCGAACCCAUUCCACCGUCGCAUCUCAGCCGUCGGAUUCACAUCGGCAUCCGUCGAUCCGGGACGUGCAUCCUGCAGAUCCGCUUGACGUUUUGCUGCCGGAAUCCGCGAAGCAGCAUCUGCUUGCAGCGACGGACCCCGCACACCCUCCGCACGCAACUGCGAAGCGAGGAGCAAUAGCUGCUUCCAAGAAAGGACUUUCGCAAUCCGUCGCACCGUCGUCGUCCAAUGCGACAUCGCAUGCGACAGAUGCGACUCCAACGACAUCUGUCGUCUCUUCGACUAACAGAUCGUCAACAGCACAUCAUCAACCCUCCACCGCGACAUCGUCGCAAGGGCAAGGCGCGGUUCCUCCCGCGUUUGCUCCCGCUCCCCGCGCUGCAGCUUCCGCUCCGCACGGUCCGUCGUCUUCCGCGGCGGGUGCAGCGACCGCGCCGAUUAAGAUCAUCGGGCUCUCCGGCAAGGCGUCGCGGUCGUCGCUCGUCAAAGGCAAGCCGCUCGUCGCUCGCUCCGCGAUCACUCCCUCUCCCGCUGCAACCCCUAAUGCUUCCAACAACGUUAGUGCCACCGCGGUUAGCAGCAGCAGCAACAGCAGCGGCAGAAGUGUCAGCCUGUCUACUCUCACUGGUGCUCCAUCCGUCGCAUCUAUCCCCGCUAAUGGCAUUCCCGUUGCAACGCCAACACCUUCGGCUAUACCUGCUGCGAUUCCGAAUUCUUCCGUCCCGUCAAAUCACGCGGAGCCGGCAGCGAGUGCGUUUCUGGGCUUCGACGACGCGGACGAUCUGCGCGCGGAUGCUUCGCGCGGACCCACUCGCCCCGCCUCGUUCUCCACCGCUGUCCCCGCGCCUCUCCUCCCCCCCGCGGCAGUGCCGUUCUUCGACUCCCCGCUCGCCUCAGCCGCACCCGCGCCGCCCGUUCCCCUCGCACCGGCAUCCCCCUCCUCGUCCUGCUCCUCCACCUCCUCGUCCUCCGCGCCCGUCGCGCGCAAACUAACGUCCCCCCGGCUGGGAGGCAAGCCCGCAGGCAAAGGCAGGCUGCUGGGGGCCGUGCCCAGACGGCUGUCCGCGCCGCAGCUGAGUGCUGCGAGCAGUGGCGACGGGCCUGGCGGUGAGAAGCAGGCGCAGGCGGCGGAGGAGCAGCAGGCGCGGGAUGCGCAGAUGGAGCAGGCGAGGGAGCGGGAGAAGCAGCGGCAGAUGGAGGAAGAGAGUCGGAAGGAGCGGGAGCAACAGGAGCGCGAGCGGUUGGAGCAGUUGCGGAAGGAGGAGGAGAGGAGGGAGAGGGAGAGGUUGGAAGAGGAGCGAAGGGAGAAGGAGAGGAAGGACGAGGAGCGACAGGAGCAGGUUCGGGUUGAGCGGGAGAGAAAGGAGAAGGAGCGGCUUGAGCGGCUUAGAGCAGAGCAAGAGAGGAAGGAAAGGGAGAGGGAGGCGCAGCUGAAAGCCGAGCAGGAGAGGAAGGAAAAGGAAAGGCUUGAGCGAAUGAGAGAAGAGCAGGAGAGGAAGGAGAAAGAGAGGCUUGAGCAACUGAGAGAAAAGCAGGAGAGGAAGGAGAAAGAACUACUGGAGCAGCAACGACUGGAGCAGCUUAGGUCGGAGCAGGAGAGGGAGGAAAGGGAGCGGCUGGAGUUGUUGCAGAAGGAGCAGGAAAGGAGGGAGAAGGAGAAGCAAGAGCAAUUCAGAAUCGAGCGUGAAAAGAAGGAGAGAGAGGAGCAAGCGAGGCUGCAGGAGCAGGAAGGGAAAGCGAAGGAAAUGCAAGAGCGUAUGGAGAAGGAACUAUUGGAGAAGGAGCGAUUGGAGAAGGAGAAGAUAGAGGAGAGGGAGCGAGAGGAGAAGGUAAGGAAAGAGCUAGAGAGAAAGCAGAAGGAGGAACAGGAGCAGCAGAGGCGGAAGGAAAGGGAGCGGAAAGAGAAGCUGAAGGCAGAGAGGGAACGAGUAGAGUGGGAACAGCGGGAGCAGAAGCGGAUCGAGGAGGAGAAGAAGGAGCAGGAGAGGCGCAAGGAGCAGGAACGGAAGGAGAGGGAGCGGCAGGAGGAGUUCAGGAAGAAAGAGGAGCGGAAGGAGCGGGAACGGCAAGAGUGGCUUCGGCGAGAGGAAGAGAGGAAGAAGAAGGAGCGGCAGGAGCAAUUGCGACGAGAACGAGAGAGGAGGGAGCAGGAGAGGCAGGAGCGUCUGGAGCAGCAGCGCAGGGAGCGCGAGCAGAAGGAGCGCGAGAGGCAGAAGAUGGAGCGCAAAGCGAGGGAGAGGCAGGCGGAGGAGCAGGCGCAGGAGGUGAGGAAGCAGCGCACGAGGCCCGCUGCUGAAGGCAGUGCGCUGGUAGGCAGCGCGUGGGCCAACGGGCGGGAUGGCCCCGCCGGGUAUGCUGCCAAGGGUGGCGCCAAGGUGGGUCGCACUGAUGCUGACGUGGCUGCCGGCGCGGCUGCACGGCUGGCUGCAGGCGAGGAGGCCAACGGCGAGCAGCGGAAGGGGCAGAGCAAGAAGGGCGGGGGCGGUGGGCAUGGCGAGGGCUGGGCGGGAGAGGGUGACGGGUGGGGGAGCAUAGACGAGGGUGAUGAAUGGGGGAUCGCGGACAGAUUCGUUGCGGAGAGGCCUCUGGGGGAGCGCGCGUAUGCGCGCACCAACAGCUUCCAGGGCGUUAGCUCUGCUGCCAUGAGCGGAGAGGCGGGCGCGCAGGGGGGGAGGCAGCACGGGGAAGGGUGGGGAGGCCUGGGCGGGGAUGCGUGGGGCGGGUUCGGGGUGGGGGGAGUGGGCGCGCGCAUGGCGCGGCCGGCGACAGCAGGGGGGCGGAGGGAGGGGGCGUGGCCGCUGCUGGGGUCGCUGGUGAAGGCGGCGUCUGACGUGUCCGCGUGGUCGUCUGACGUGCUGCUGACGGGGCAGCCCGGGGAGGAGGCAGGGGAUGGCGCAGGCGCACGCAGGGAAGGCGUGCAGGGCGGGCAGGAUGGGGAGGGGGUGCUGGGCGAGGGGGAUGAUGUGGGCGUGGGUGGUGGCAUUAACAGGCGGGGAGGGGACGGUGUGGGGGAGGACAAGGAGAGCAAUGAGAGCAAUGAGAGUAAUGAGAGCAAUGAGAGCAAUGAGAGCAAUGAGAGCAAGAUCCGCAGCCUGUUUGACAAGGCUGGCGCGGGGCGAGAGGGCGCAGGGGCAAAGCUGGGUUCACAGGUCAUCAACCAAGUUUCCCCAGCAUCGACACUUGCCUACCAACAAAGCAUGUCCAACGCGCCCCUUUCCUCUGAUCCCUCUGCAGGCGCGUUGGCCCUCAAGGGUCUCGCCAUGCCCGUGCUCUCCAUGCUGGGAGGCGCCGCUGCUGACCCAGCCACAGCGUCCCCUGCUGCUCCUGCUGCACCUGCUGCUGCUGCUGCUGCUGAUGGCCCCAAGCCCACUUGGGGUGCGGCGAGCGCAGGUGGCUUUGCUUCUUGGAUGGGCGGAGGGGACGAGGGUGGCGAGGCCGGGGCAGAGGUUGGGGCAGAAGUGGGGGCUAGCGGUAGGGAGAGGGGAGGAGGAGUCGGGGGGAGGAAGCAGCUGGGGUGGGAGGACCUGGUGAGCAUGGACUUUGGGGGCGUGGGGGAGGACGCGGACGAGGGGGGCGCGGAUGGGGGGGCGUCGGGCGAAGUUGGGGUACUGGCCAUGCUGCAGAGAGGACUGGCGGACGAGGAGGAAGAGGAAGAGGAGGAGGAGGAAGAAGAGGAUGUGAUGGCAGCGCUGGCGAGCGGCAGUGCGGUGCGGCUGGGGGGACCCAUGAUGGCCUCCGUGGCGUCAGCAGUGUCGGCUGCUGCCACCCGCCUGCUCAAGGCCACUGCCAGUGAGGAGGACGCUGCCGCCUUCUUUGCUGCUGUGGACCGUGACGCUGUCCGCCCUGCCCCGCCCGCUGCUGCUGCUUCGCUCGCAGGGCCCACGGCGCAGCUGCUGCCGGGUGCUCAGGGCGCUGCUGGUUCAGGAUCCGCGGACUCUGGGGCUGCGAGGGUUGUAGAGGGUGGUGCUGGCGUGGGUGGGGGGAAGAGUGGGGAGGAGGGCGGGCAGGUGGAGGAGCGGGAGGAGGAUGCGGCGGCUUGGUUUAUGUCUGCUGAUGCUGAUGCUGAUGCUGAUGCUGAUGGCGAUGCUGAUGGCGAUGCUGAUUCUGGUGCUGCUGCGGGUGCUGGCGCUGGUUCUGACGCUGUUGGGGCUGACCUGGUAGACGGUGUGGAUGGGCAAGGGGAAGCCACGGCUCCUGGUGCUGGUUCUGAAGCCACUGCACUUGAUACAGCCAUGGAGGGAGGUGAUGAGGGGACCGGUGGUGCGAUGGUAAGUGGAGAUGGCGUGGAGGGGGGAGAAGGGCAGUGGAGUGGAGCAGGUGAGCAGACAGUGGGGGAGCAGAGCGCGGGGGAGCAGAGCGUGGGAGAGGGGUAUAUGGGAGAGCAGCAGAUGGCGGUGGAGGGCGGGGAGGCAGGGCAAGAGGGGCAGGCGUGGCAGGCGUAUCAGGAUGGGCAGGCAGGAUGGCAGCACGAUAGUCAGAGCGAGGGGCAGUAUGCAGGGCAGGGCGAGGGGCAGUAUGGCGGGCAGGUGGAGGGGCAGUAUGGCGGGCAGGUGGAGGGGCAGUACGGCGGGCAGGGUGAGUUGACGGCGGAACAGUGGGAGGAGCAGCAACGGCAGUGGGCAGAGGCGUACCCUGGCUGGUACUGGGACUACGCAGCAGGCGAGUGGAGGCAGAUCGAGGGCUAUGUGCCACCUGCUGCUGCUGACACCGCAGCUGUAGCAGAUGCCUCUGCUGCUGCAGAAGCGGAUCCUGGAGCAGCAGCAGCAGUGGCAGCAGGCGACGCUCCAGCAGCAGGCACCACGGAGCAUGCAGUGAUGGAGGCAGCUCCUUUAGAGCAAGUUCCUCCGGAAGCGGAAGCAGAAGUGGGUCAGUCGCCUGUUGCUGAGCCUUCAGCACCACCGGCAGAGGCGUGGCAAGGGGCAGGCGAGGCGGAGGAGAUGACGGAUGUGGCACGUCAGGCUGAGAUGACAGUGGCAGAGUCAGCUGACGCCCCGCCACCUGUCCCUUUUGGGGAUACAUCUGAGUUUCAGCCGGUGCUGAUGGCAGCAGGUGAACAGGGCAAGGAGCAGGCAGAGAGCCGUGUGCAGGAGGGGGUUACAGGAGUGGGUGGGGAUGAGCAGCUGCCAGUCAGUCCUGCUCUGCAGCCCCUCUCCUUUGAUGCCGCUCCUCCUCUGCCUCUCCUCCCUGACUCCCAACCCACCGUUCCCCCGCUCUCCUCUGAGCUCACUCAGGUUGGCGCGGGGAUUCAUAGUGGGGAGGAGUUGCGUGUGUGUGAGGGAGGCGAGGCAGCGGUGGCGGAGGUUGCCGAGGAACGGGCUGCAGUGACGGACGCAGCGGGUAUGGAAGGGGGGAGUGCGGGUGGCGUGGGCGAGGGUGAGCAUGAUGCAUUUGACGCCGAGGGAGGCGAGGGGCAGGGGGAUGGUGACGUGCGGAUGGGGGAGGAGGGGCAGGUGGCAGGUGAAGCCGCUUGGGAGGGGCAGCAGCAGGAGGGGCAGCAGCAGGUGGAGGGCCAGGGAGUAGAGGCAGCUGCAGUUGGUGUGUCGGGGGUCAUUGCAACGGAGUACCCGGGGUGGGUGGUGGACGCAGUGACUGGCGAGUGGCGGCAGGUGGGCGAGGCGGCGCCAGCAGCAGCAGAUGAGGCUGGCGAUGCGGCGGGCAGCAUUGGCGCAGCAGCAGCAGGGGGGGAGGCCAUCGCACUGCAGUACCCCGGGUGGCGCUGGGAUGGCCUGCUGGGCCAGUGGGUGCCGGAUGACCAGCCAGAUGAUGCUGCGACAGUUGCUGCUGCAGAUGGGGCUGAAGCUGCUACAGACGUUGCUGGUGGAACGACGUUAGCAGUAGAGGCUGUAGCAGCGGAAGCUGUAGCAGCGGAGGUUGUAGCUGAAGGCGCAGAAGGGGCAAUAAGUGAGCCCAUUGCAGGGGAGCAGGAGUGGGUACUGGGGGCAGAAGCAAGGGAGUCUGUGGCUCCAGAAGGGGAGGGAUCGGAGUGGAUGGAAGCAGGUGAGGGAGAGGUCGUGGAUGCAGCAGCGGGAGAGGAGGGCAUGGGGCUUGCACCACCAGAGGUGAUGGGCGGUGCAGCAGCAGGGGGUGCAGAAGGUGUCGAUAGCCAGGGUGAGACAGUCUCAACGCAGGUAGUCGAUUCAGCUGAGGGAAUGGUUGAGGAUUCUGUAGGCAAUGCAGCAGAGUUUCUGGCGCAAGAGGAGCAAGUGUUGUCAGCAGGUGAAGAAGCAGUAGAUGCGAAGGCUUGGGAGGCAGGCGAGGCAGGCAGUGAGGCAACAGCAGCGGGUGCAGUGGAGAGUGCAUUCGCGGAGGGUACCGAGACAACAGGAAGUGAGGCCAUAGCAACGCAGUACCCCGGGUGGGAGUGGGACGCUGUGGCGGGCGAGUGGGUGUUCACAGGCGCGCAGCCCGCUGUAGCUGCCGACUCUGCUGCUGCUGCUGCUGCUGCUGCUGCUGCUGCUGCUGCUGCUGCUGCUGCUGCUGGCGAGACAAGCGAGGCAGGGGGUGCAGCAGCCGUGGUGGCAGGGGAGGGGUGGCCUGAGAGCGAGGUGAGUGGGGCAACGGUGGAGUGGGCGGCAGAGGAGGUUGAGGGAGGUGUUGAGGGGUCGCUCGUGGGGUUCGAGAGCGAGGGACAGGUGGUGAGUGAGGCAAGGGGGGAGGCGAUGGAGGGGCAGGCAGGUAGUGCAGGAGGGGAGGCGGAUGGUCAGGCGGAGGCAGACGGAUUUGCGGAUGUUGGUGUUGAGGUUGCAACUGAAGCUGAGGUCAGUGCUCCAGCGGUGGAUGAGGUUUCAGAGGCAGUUGGGGGGCCAGAAGAGGGAGAGGGGGGGCAGCAGGUAGGGGAAGAAGCGGUGGAGGGGUGGACAGACGGGCUGCAGCAGGGAGAGUUGAAGGCGCUGGAUGCAGAUACAGAUGCAGCAGCAGCUGAUGCGGCUGCUGCUGCUGCUGGUGUUGCUGCUAGUGUGGGUGCUGAGGAGACGGCAGCUUCAGUCACAGCACAGGCAGAGGGUGCUUCCGUGGAGCCCUUCUGGGCGGACGCAGGGGUUGCGGAGGGAGGCUAUGGGGAGGCGCUGGGGGUGGGCGCAGGUGGUGCAGAGGAGGCAUUGGGAGAGGGCGGCGGAGGGAUGGCAGCAGUGGUGGCUGCAGAGGCAGAGGGCGCGGAGGCUGCAGGGUAUGAGGCGAUAGCAGCGCAGUACCCCGGGUGGAUGUGGGACCCUCUCACGGGCCAGUGGGUGCCCACAGACGAGCAGCCUGCUGUAGCAGAGGCGGCUGAAGCAGGUGACGCUGGUGGAGCAGCUGAGGUCAUGGGAGCAGCUGAUGCUGCUACAGCUGGUGUGAGUGUGAUUGAGGAGGGCGGCUUUGGGGAGGGCGGUGCAGUGGCUGAGGCAGAUGCAGCAGAAGCAGCAGUAGAUGCAGCAGCAGGGGCGGGGAUAGGGAUGGGAAUGGGGGAGGGCGACGGAGUGUUUGAGGAGCAGGACUUGCCAGGGGACGCUGGGGUGGCUGUGCAACCACUAGCAGCAGAGGAGCAUGCAGGUGGACCUGAGGCUGCUGUUGUGGCAGAAGGUAUAGCCGAGGCAGAGGUUACUGGGGGAGAGGGUGCAGCAGGGCAAGAGGGGACGACGGCAGGGCAAGAGGGGUUAGCAGGAGAGGAGGGCACAGCAGGCGAAGGAGACGUGUUUUGGAAGGAGGAGGUGGUGGAGGCAGCUGCUGUGGCAGCCCCAUGGGAAGCAGAGGGCGGGUCGACAGAAGCUGAGGGCGGGAUAAGCACGUCAGUGUUGAGCGCAGAUGGACCUGGGACUGAGGUGGCGGGUGGAGGGGCACAGGCAGAGGCAGAGGCACAGGCAGAGACGUUUGCGGUUAGUGGCGAGGCAGCAGGGGCGGACGUCAUAGCAACGGAGUACCCGGGGUGGGUGGUGGACGCAGUGACUGGCGAGUGGCGGCAGGUGGGCGAGGCGGCACCGGCAGCAGCAGAUGGGGCAGCAGCAGCAGAUGGGGCUGGCGAUGCGGAGGGCAGCAGCGGUGCAGCAGCAGGGGCGGAGGCCAUCGCGCUGCAGUACCCUGGGUGGCGCUGGGAUGGCCUGCUGGGCCAGUGGGUGCCUGACGACCAGCCAGAGUCUGCUGCUGAUGGGGCUGAAGCUGUGGCAGCAGUGGCAGCUGUGAACGAGGGUGAGGCAGCAGAGGUAGCUGCAGUGGAGGCGGUGGGUGAAGCAGCAGAGAGCUUGGGCGUGGGUGCUAUUGGUGGGGAGGCAGGGAGAGUUGAAGGCGGUGCAGAGGGGGAAGUGAUAGCGACGGAGUACCCAGGGUGGAGGUGGGAUCCUCUGUUGGGUCAGUGGCUGCCCACGGACGAGCAGGUGCCUUCUGGUGCAGGCGCAGCUGCUGCUGCAGACGAGGCUACUGCUGCUGCUGUGGAGGCAGUGAGUGGCGCAGGGGAUGGGGCAGCAGCGGUGGCUGGCAGCGUGGCAGCUGGCGGAGAAAGUGCAGGGAUAGCGGGUGCAGAUAUACCAGGGUUUGGGGCAGGGGAGGCAGACGAGUGGGCUCAGUUUGAAGAGACGGUGCCCAAGGAAGGGGAGGCAGAGGGUGGGGUUGCUGCAGACGCAGGCAAUGCAGCGGCGUCUCAGGGUGAGCCUGCCAUGCAGCUGUCGUUUGAGGCAGCUCCCCCUCUCCCUGGCCUGGCCCCACCUCCGGAUUCUCUUGCUGCCUCUACAAGCGCAGAGGCAGGUGAGGAGGGGACAGGCGAACAGGGUGGCGCGGUGGGGGUAGACGCAGCUGCCGCUUCGGAGGAGGUGAGUGCAGGAGGCGAGGUGGCAGGUGCAGCAGGGGAGGGCGAGGCAGGGGCGUGGGCGCAGCAGGAUUGGAGCCAGUGGGGCCAGACGGAGUAUGAUGCAUACAAUGCUUGGUACUACCAGCAGCAGCAGCAGCAGCAGGAAGGGGAGGGACAAACACAAGUCACAGAGUAUGGCAGUACAGAGGCAGUGGCAGCACAGAGUGCAGCAGCAGCAGGGGUUAAUGGGGGGGCGGUGGCAGCAGAGGGUGCAUCCUCGUACCCACCCACAGCAGACAGCCUGCUCGUGCCCACCUCCUCGCAGCCUCUGCAGCAGCCGCCAUUGCCCAUGCAGCCACAGCCGUUCCUGCCCGCCCCUGCCCCAUGGGGAGAGGGCGCUGCAGCAGAGGCGCAGGGCAGUAGCAGCUACCCUGGCGGAUCGUCUCAGCCCGACCCUGGGUACGGCCCUGCUGGCUCGCGCUACAGCCAGCCCGACCCUGGCUACAGCCAGCCCCAGCCACACGCCCCCUGGGUGCCAGAGACGUACGAGCAGCAGCAGCAGCAGCAGUACCAACCAGUGCAGUACAAUCAUGUGCCGCCCACAAGCACAGCGGAGGCGGUUCUGUCGUCUGCGGGCCGCCCGCCGCACACGCUGCUGGCGUUUGGGUUCGGAGGCAGGGCAGCCGUGGUGGUGCCUGGCAGCUCCCUCGGACAGACCCUGGGGUCGCAGGGGCAGGUGGAGGUCAGUGCUGCCCCCCGUGCUGCACUGUCCCCGCCAGUGCAGCCAACACUGAAGCUGCUGCCCCUGCCGCACCUGCUGAGCCUCGCUUCCCACGACGGCGCCUCCACUGCCUCCAGCACCACCGGCUCGCUCUACCUCGCCCCGCUCACCGGCAAGCACGCGCCCAAUGGGCCGCUGACAGCUGGCGGCAUGUCGGCCAAGGAGAUGAGCAAGUGGCUGGAGGAGCGGGCUGAGAGGAGUGGCGAGGAGGAGGAGGAGGCGGAGGCAGCGGGCGGUGGGGGUGCGGGGAGGUCAGAGAGGGCAGAGAGUGUGGCGCUGCUGUGGCGAGUGCUGCGAGUGGCGUGUCAGUUCUACGGGCAGCUGAGGCGGGAUGGCAUGGGCAGUCGGUCCGCACAGGGCGAGUCAUCACCAGAGGCAGAGCUAGCCAAGGCGCUGGUGGGGGAAAAGGCUGGAGCCAGCAGUGCUACAGCCGCCCCCGCUGCCUCUACAGCCGGGCCCUUCCCCUUGGUGGCAGCGUCGGCAGCAGCAGUGGCUCCCAUGGCGCCAUACGCCUCUGCAUGGUCGCCCCUGCCUGCUGCCGUCUCUGCUGCUGCCCGCUUGUCGGACCUCCAACUGCCCAUCCCCACGGAAGCUGCUGUUCAGGUGCGCUCCUCACGUGCUCUGCUCUUCUCCCUUCCCUCUCGUGCCUGGGGCUUUUUUCAUUCCUGCACUGCUUGUCCUUUGGAUGCACAUGCCCUCUGCUCUCCACCUACCCCAAUUCCAUCCCUCCAUUCGCUCCCUCCGCACCCAUGGCCCCUACAGGCGGCAGCGCGGGAGGUGAAGCAGCAUCUGGUGGCGGGGAGGCACAUGCAGGCGCUGGAGGCAGCCAAGGCGGGCCACCUGUGGGGGCUGGCGCUGCUGCUCGCGCAGCACAUGGGCGGCCCCACCGACACGCGCCUCUUCCUCUCCACAGCACACGCCAUGGCGGCUCAGCAGUUCGCCCCUGGCGCCCCUCUGCGCACUCUCACUCUCCUGCUCACCCAGCAACCAUCUGAGGGGGACGUGGCCGCAGCACACAUCUGCUACCUCGUCGCAGCGGGCAGCUUAGAGCCCUUCUCCUCCUCGGCACGCAUGUGCCUGUUAGGCACGGAUCACCUGAAGCACCCGCGCACGUUUGUGACAGCGCAGGCCAUUCAGCGCAGUGAGGUGCUAGAGUACGCGUUUGUUCUCGGCAACCCACAGUUCGUGCUGCUCCCCCUGCUCCCCUUCAAGCUUGUUUAUGCCGGCAUGCUCACUGAAGCAGGCCGCCCGGCCGCGGCCCUCAAGUACUGUAGCGCGGUGCUGAAGAUGCUUAAGGCGGGCGGCAGGGGGCGGGGGGUGGCGGCGGAGGUGGAGGGGUGGAGGGCAGCAGCAGAGCAGAUGGAGGAGCGACUCAAGGUGCAUGUGCAGGGGGCAGGGGGGGGCGGGGUGGCAGCAGCACGCGUGUUUGGAGAUCUCAUGAGCUUCCUUGACAGGGGCGCUAGAAAGAUUGUCGGUGGGGGUCCUGCAGCCACUCCCCUUGCGCCAGGUGUCGCAUCUGCAUUGGGUGGAGGCGCCAUGGGGGACAUUGUGCCUGGAGGAGCUGGCAGCAAGCCAGGAUUGGGAGAGUCGUCUCGGUUUGGUUCAGCGCCGAACCUGGGGGUGGCUGGGAAGGCUAGCACGACAGGGGGAGGGGGGUGGUGGGGUCUGGGCAAACGCGCCAUUCCUGCGUCCACAUCGUCCCCGGGCCUGCACAGCACGUCCGGUCCGAACCUGGUAGGCUUGGCGGAGGGGCGGGGCGCAGGUGCCACUGAAGCAGCUCCGGUUAGUGAAGGCGGUCUGGCGAGCAGCUACAGUGCUGCUGCUGCUGCUGCGAUGGCUGGUGGUGGUGGGACCACAAGUGGCUGGUCUGAUGGUGCUAUGGGUGCCGCAGCAGGGGCAGGAGCACAGGGAGCAACGGGAGGGGAGCAGGGCAGUGUGUGGAGCGGGGGAGUGCAAGAGACAGCAGGUGGUGGCACGGCUGAGGUGUUAUCCGAUGCCUCUGACUCUGCCGCCUGCACUCCCCUCUCCUCCUCCUCCACCCCUGCUGCCGCCACCGCUGACAUGCCCCCAAUCUCCCUCUCCCCGGCCUACGGCACACCCACGGGGGAUAGCAGCACAGCAGCAGCAGUAGCGGCAGGGGGGGGAGGGAGCAGCAGGGCAGGGGAGGCGGUGCCUGCUGCAUCCCAGACGCCAGCCAUCAAAGAGGAUGAGCCGCUCUCCAUGGCAGCGUUUGCAGCAGAGUGGCACGGCACCCCGAGUGCAGCAGGUUGGGGUUCAGGGCACCUCACACCCAUCCGAGAGUCCCCCAGCGGGGAGGGGGAUGCUGACUUUGUGCCGCAGGCCCAGCCUGCCCUCGUGCCGCGCUCCCAGUCCGCCUCCGCUGCAGAUCUACCCACCCCAGGUGCACCUGCCACCAAGAAGGCCGCGCCGCGCAGCAGAUUCUCCCUGGCUGGGCUGCUGGGCGUCCACCCGAGCAAAGUGAGCCCCCAGGACAUGGCCGAGGGGAGCGCUGAUGCCACACUCACUGGGACAGGUGGGAAGGCGGCAGCGAGCGGCGAUGGGAGUAGCGGGGGUGGGCCGUCAGCGUCCUCAUCGUCGGCGUUGCUGCUUGCCACGUCAUCAUCCAUGGGGCUGGUGACGGAGGAGGCGGUGGAGGGGCUGCUCGCCACUGGCACUGGCAUGUCCAACAAGCGCAGUGCCUCCGCUCCUGACAUGGGGCAGGCCGUGCCGGCCAAGGGCAGCAAGGGUGGAGGGGGCAAGCCACCAGCAGCGCCAGGGGGGAAGGGGCUGGGGCGCCUCUUUGGGUACUUCUGGGGUGGCGGCUCUGCUGCUGGGAGCUCAGGGGGAGGAGGUGCAAGCGGGAAGCAGGCGAAGCUGGGCGGCGAGAACACGUUCUAUUUCAACGAGAAGCUGAAGCGGUGGGUGGAGCGAGGCAAGGAGGACGAGGUCGUGGAAACCACCCUCGCCCCGCCCCCCACCGCCUUCGCCUUCGCCCCUGCUGCUCCCGGCACCUCCAACUCCGCUGACCCUCCUGCCACCACCCCUGCUGCUGCUCCUGCUGCUGACGGUGCCCCGCCUGCUUCUGCACCGCCAGCUGUCCAGUCUGCACCUGCGGCAGCUGCUGAUUCCACGUCAGCACUGGCCAGCUCAGCAGCGAAGCCCGGCCCUCCACUGGCUUACGCUGGCAGCUUUGGGCGGCGCAGUGCAGUGCGCUCCAGGUACGUGGACACAUUCAACAAGGGCGCCACCCCUGCACCCACCCCCGCCGCGUCGCUGCUGCCCUCCAUCCCGCGCCCCAUGCCUGCCGCCACUGGAGCAGCAGCACCAGCAGCAGGGGGGCCGCCAAAGUUCUUCAUGCCCGCUGCACCCAUGGCAGUCAUGACCCCUGGCCCGGCUCAAGGGGGUGAGGCGGGUGGCACAGAGGGGCUGGGUAAUGGAGUGGGGUCAUCAGGUGGGGAUGCCGUGCCAGGUGGUGGGUCAGGUGGUUCAGGAGCAGCACCUGAUGCUCCUGUGCCUGGGCCCAUGGCACCUGCAGGCAUAGCGGUUGGGGCACCGCCUAGAGCAGCAGCGGGGGCAGGCACUUCGGGACAGAGAGUGGGUGGGCAAGGAGGUGCAGGGGUGCAGCAGCACAAGGGCGUGUGGGCCGCGCAGGGGUACAUGUCAGCUGCUCCUCCCAUGCUGCCCCCGGGGGCUCAGGUUGCACAGGGAGCACUGGCAGCACUGGGAGUGGCACAAGGGUUUGCAAGCAGUGGUGCAUGGGGUGGUGCUGGUGGGGAUGGCAGCAGCAAUGGCUUCCCAGGGGCUGAUGACAUGCAGCAGGUGGAGCUGUGA
Molecule: messenger RNA, 13605 nt
Organism: Closterium sp. Naga37s-1
Lineage: Eukaryota; Viridiplantae; Streptophyta; Zygnematophyceae; Desmidiales; Closteriaceae
Source: the annotation of a GenBank genome assembly